This is a messenger RNA of Drosophila hydei, 3098 nucleotides long. RefSeq names its product BTB/POZ domain-containing protein 6-B (gene lute). Gene Ontology annotation, cellular component: cytosol. The coding region runs from base 254 to 2284 and encodes 676 amino acids. Gene Ontology annotation, molecular function: protein binding. Gene Ontology annotation, biological process: neurogenesis. The record is from RefSeq and is a predicted model, not a curated record. The transcript has 5 exons. Lineage: Eukaryota; Metazoa; Arthropoda; Insecta; Diptera; Drosophilidae.
UAUUUGUCUAGUCGUCAUACACAUAGUUUUGACAUGUGAAAAGCCAGCAAGUGAAAAUUUUAUAAUAAGCUCUGAUCAGUAAUUCACACACACACACAUACACAUAUAUGCAAGCGCAUAGUAUUAUUAAUAUCAAAGAGACACAACAGCAAAAGCGGAUUUUGGGGUCCGUGCUAAAAGUCGCGAGCUGCAGAUUUAGCAGCAACAGCAGCGCCUCUAUUUUUGGACGCUCCACACAACGAUCGCAUUUGAGAUGGGGGAACGUUAUAGAAGGGGGCCGCAGCUGUUGCAGCCACGACGAAUGGGGCCACCGAUGAUUGCUAACACAGUCGUGGAAGUGAGGCCGCGGCGUUUGACAGUUGCCAAAUGCUGCAGCGAAUUGUGCAGAAGCUGGCGGUGUUCGGUUGGCCAUGUGGAGACGCUUAACAAUGGCAAUGGUCUCUUGCACUCGCCUCCGCACAAUCAUCAGCAGCAACAACAGCAACAGCAACGUGGGGUUGCAGUCACAUCUCCAGGUCCAGGUUCAAGCAGCGCCGCGGAUCACAAUAUACAAAUAACACAGCCGAUAAGUGCACCAUCUUCGCCGUUGGCUUCACCUGGAGCACUCAAUAGCAACAGCGGAAGCAGUCCCACCACAUUUUGUUUGCCAUCCAGUUCAGCGACAGCUGCGGCCAUUGCCUCAGCAGCGGCUGCAGCCAACGCAGCAAACGCAACGUCAACGCCCAGCAGUGGCAGCGGAUCGUAUGUCUGUGCAGCUGGCAGCAAUAGCAGCUAUGCCGCCGUAGGCGCCUCGAAUGCAAUUGACACGGCCGAUCCGAACUGGCAGGCCAGCAAGGCAACCGUGCUGGAGCGCAAUGCUGCAAUGUUUAACAAUGAACUACUGUCGGAUGUCAAGUUUAUCGUGGGCAGCGAGUUCGAUUUUGAUCCCAUUCAAACCAUACCCGCACACAAGUACAUACUCGCCACGGGCAGCUCUGUAUUCUAUGCCAUGUUUUACGGCGGAUUAGCGGAGAACAAGCAGGAAAUAAAGGUGCCCGAUGUAGAGCCCACAGCGUUCUUAACGCUGUUAAGGUAUCUCUAUUGUGAUGAAAUUAAACUGGAACCUGAACAUAUACUAGCGACAUUGUAUGCAGCCAAGAAGUAUAUUGUACCACAUUUGGCGCGAGCCUGCGUCAACUAUCUUGAAGUAAAGUUGACGGCAAAAAACGCAUGCCUACUUCUCAGUCAAUCGCGUCUUUUCGAGGAGCCCGAACUGAUGCAACGUUGCUGGGAAGUAAUAGAUGCCCAGGCCGAGAUGGCGGUUAAGUCCGAAGACUUUGUGGACAUUGACCUGAAAACUUUCGAAUCGAUAUUGUCACGCGAGACACUAAACUGUAAGGAGAUUCACCUAUUUGAAGCGGCGCUCAAUUGGGCCAUGAAUGCCUGUGAAAAGAUGAGCAUUGACGAAACGUCGCCAAAUAAGCGCCGAGUUCUAGGUCAGGCACUGCAUCUGAUACGCAUACCGACGAUGACACUGGAAGAAUUUGCAAAUGGCGUUGCCCAAACGGGCAUACUCACAUCUCAGGAGACAAUUGAUAUGUUCUUGCAUUUUACUGCAAAAGUCAAGCCAACACUCAGCUUUCCCACGCGACCGCGUGCAGGCCUCAAAACUCAAGUUUGCCAUCGCUUUCAAUCGUGCGCCUAUCGAUCCAACCAGUGGCGUUAUCGGGGCCGCUGUGAUUCCAUACAGUUCUCAGUAGAUCGCAGGAUAUUCAUUGUGGGCUUUGGCCUUUAUGGCUCCUCGACGGGUGCAGCUAACUACAAUGUAAAGAUUGAGCUGAAGCGGUUGGGCCGCACGCUAGCGGAGAACGACACAAAAUUCUUUUCAGAUGGCUCAAGUAACACUUUCCACGUAUUCUUCGAGAAUCCCAUACAGAUAGAGCCAGAGUGUCAUUACACCGCCUCAGUAAUACUGGAUGGCAACGAGCUAAGCUUUUUUGGGCAGGAGGGCAUGUCGGAGGUGCUCAUGGGCAAUGUUACAUUCCAAUUUCAAUGUUCGUCAGAGAGCACCAACGGCACAGGCGUACAAGGAGGCCAGAUACCCGAACUAAUCUUUUACGGACCCACAGUAGUCACAGCUCUAAACUCGCCUACAAGCUCAGUUUGCGCCACGCCCAUAGGAGCAACGUCGGCUAUUACAAAUGGCAGCAACGGAACAACCAAUGGAAACAACAAUGUUAACAAUGCUGCUGAUGAGCUGCCAGUUGGUAGCAGUACCGCCAGCAGCGAUGGCAGCAACACCUGAUGCGCACAGCUAUACUGCGCGGAAUGGCAGGGUGCCUGUUAUUAUCGCCAGCAGCCACAGCAGAUGCUGCAGCAGCAUCAACAACCGAAGAGACCAACACAGAUUCAACAGCAACAAACACAAAAUCGAAACUCAUGGGUUUUCAGUGCAACACAACAAAGCAAAUUGGAGUUUUAAGGAAUUCGAUAUUAGCAUCAUAUAUAUAGAUAUAUAUAUAUAUAUAUAUACAUAUAUGUAGUUAUUAUAUACACACUUAUAAAAACACAAUACAGUAGAGUGCUCUAGUUAUCGUAGUACAUACAUACAUAUACACCCAUAUAUACAAACAAAACAAAGCGAAAACAAACCUACAAACACACAUAUAUAAAGUCUGUUGGUAAAUGCAUACAAAAACUAUUUUAAAUUUCGAUAACGUAAACCCGCAAAAGUUGAGCAUAUACACCCAAACCUAUAACUAAAAUACUAUAUACGUUCCAAGAAACAUUGCGAAGCAAGCAGAUAAGGUAAUCGAAGGCAUCUUCAAUAAGCAAGUAAACAACGGGCAAUCAGUCAAGCUAAUGAUAACUAAAUAUAUUCUAAAGAAACAACUGAAUGCAGAAUAAAAUAAUAUAUAUAUAUUUAUAUAUAUAUAUAUUAUAUAUCAAGAAUAUUUUUUGCCAGCAUAUACUAAACAUAUAUAUACACUAUAUACACUUGAAAGAGUAUAUUACGCCAUGUUAAAAUAUGCGUACGAAUUUGAAAGCCAAGUUAAACAUACAUUGACUUGCACACUUAAUUAGCAUUAGAAAUCGCCAAACGAAAGCACACACAGACA